UAUCACCAUGUCUCCCUCCAUUGCAAUCGAUAACACCACCCCCGAGGUCGCCGUCGACCACACCACUCCUGCGGUCUCAGAAUCCACCCAACCCUCCAUCGUCGGCCGUACAAAUGACCUCUUCUCCCUCGGUAACCGCACAAUCGUGAUCACUGGUGGAGGCCGCGGUCUCGGAAUUGUCCUUGCUGGCGCCGUCGUCGAAGCUGGAGGUGACGUCGUCUGCCUUGACCUUCUUCCCGAACCUAGCGCGGACGAAUGGGCAUCCGUGCAGAAGCUGGCUGCCGCCCGCGGCCUGAAAGCCACAUACAUCAAGUGCGACAUUACAGAUGAGCAGUCGACCGAGCAGAUCCUCAAGCAAGUUGCCGCUGAGAGCAUGAGCCGGGGUAUGCCCCUGCGCGGAGCGGUGACCUGUGCUGGUAUCCAGCAGAUGGUGCCUGCCUUAGACUACCCAGUUGAUAUGUGGAAGAAGAUGUUGGAUGUGAACGUGAUCGGAACAUUCAUUCCCGCUAAACAUUGCGCUCGCAUCUUCAAGGAGCAAAGCAUCCCAGGAAGCAUUGUGAUGAUUGCUUCCAUGUCGGGUCAAAUCGCCAAUCGGGGAUUAACUUGCACCGCAUACAACUCCUCCAAGGCAGCUGUGCACCAGAUGUGCCGCUCGGUGGCGCAGGAAUGGGGUCAGUACGGCAUCCGUGUGAACACUUUAUCAGCAGGAUACAUCCGCACUGCAAUGACCGAUGCCCUUCUUCAGGAGAAGCCCGAGGUCGAAGAGACCUGGAUGCGUGGUGCGCUGCUAGGCCGCCUCGGUGUCCCAGAGGACUUCAAGGCACCAACAGUAUAUAUGCUUGCUGAUGGCAGCGGGUUCAUGACGGGCACGGAUUUGAGAGUGGAUGGUGGACAUUGUGCUUCUGCUUGAAUGAUUGAUGAUUUGGUGCUUUCAAAGGUCGGCGUUGGGAUAGAC
Molecule: messenger RNA, 955 nt
Organism: Aspergillus welwitschiae
Lineage: Eukaryota; Fungi; Ascomycota; Eurotiomycetes; Eurotiales; Aspergillaceae
Product: oxidoreductase, short chain dehydrogenase/reductase family
Exons: 4
Coding region: 8-910 (300 amino acids)
Cellular component (GO): intracellular anatomical structure
Molecular function (GO): oxidoreductase activity, acting on NAD(P)H, oxygen as acceptor
Source: RefSeq, a predicted model, not a curated record